Messenger RNA from Chaetomium fimeti, 1422 nucleotides. RefSeq lists its product as uncharacterized. Gene Ontology annotation, molecular function: zinc ion binding; DNA-binding transcription factor activity, RNA polymerase II-specific. Gene Ontology annotation, biological process: regulation of DNA-templated transcription. The record is from RefSeq and is a predicted model, not a curated record. Bases 1 to 1422 code for a protein of 473 amino acids. The transcript has a single exon. Lineage: Eukaryota; Fungi; Ascomycota; Sordariomycetes; Sordariales; Chaetomiaceae.
AUGAGCUGUCACGGAAUACAGAAAAGAUUUGCCUGUGAUCGCUGCCGCGACCAGAAGCUGCGGUGUCCCCGGGUCGACAACAACAGCCAGGAGCCUUGCGCCCGAUGCCAACGCGCAAGUGCCCUCUGUGUCACAAGCGGUGCCCGGCCUCUUGGCCGGCCACGUACAAACCCGGCAUCUACUGCAGUCCCAGGUCUCACGACCAGUCGUGGCCGCCCACCGCGAUCCCAGUGUAAUUCGGAUACGUCUUUGCUGCCGUCAGCACUCGAACAACAACGCCCAUAUGGAUCAAAAUCGACGAUAGUUCAAACCCCAGAGGCUCUAGAGUGGCCGCCACACGCUACAAUCGACACGACGAACGAGUAUGGUCAUCCCGACCCCAUGCUAGAUACAAGACAUGCGCAUGUCAGCCCCCCACAAAUAACCGAAGCAACAUUUGAUGGGUUGGAUCAUCUCUUCGGUGUGCUUGUCGCGAACGACGACCUCACAGCCUCGUUGCCUGCCAGCCGCAGUGCGCAGGAUGGAGCCCCAAGUUUCAACUUAGGGCUCGACGAGGACCGACAUGGCAGCUCAAUUCACAGGGCCAACAGAUCAGCUCUAGCUAAUGACAUGGUUCUUUGUGGCUUGCAACACGACGGGGCGGCUGGCGACGCUGUUCCGCCUGUGGAUGCCGUACAGAUGAGCGCCCCUCAUACAUUAAUCUCGCUCUCCCGCCUGAACGAGGACCUCGGUCAGCAACUCGCAAAGAUGGACUCGUGCCCCUCGAAACCAUCGCCACUGAUGCCUCAUCUAUGCUUUGCCGAGCUAAGCUCCUCCGCGGACAACCCUGUCGCCAAAGCUGUCCAGACCACAACCUCGUUUGUCGCGAUUCUCAAGUCUCUCUCGCCUCACGGCGAACCCUCCGACACAUGGUCGAUCUCGGAUUCGGGCAUCUCUGUGGCUACCCCCGGCACCUGCCCCGCCAUAUGUCCGCUCAGUAUGGCCACGUAUUUACUCGUCAUCUCCACCUAUCUCCAGCUGGUCCAACUGUUCAACGCGAUGUUCUAUCGCAUGGCCGAGUUCCUUGGUAAGGUAACCGGCGAUACCAUGGGUGAAUGCCAGCCUCGGCCCGAAUUUCGAAUAGCUGGUCUGCCUUCCAUGCCUAGUGGCCUUUACAUCAAGAUCCUAAUCGAGAUCAUCGAACAUCAGUUCGAGAGUGUCGAGUCGCUGAUGGGACUUCCAGCCGAGUGCCGUAUCUCUGCGCGAAGCACGUCGUUUGCAGGAAUCUUCAGCGACCGAAACGUAUCAGAGCUUCUGCACUUGGUCAUGGGCGAGGUCGAUCACGAGACCCGGGGCAGACCAGGGGCCGUGAUGACGGGGAAAUCAGUUUUGUUGUUGCUCCGGGAAAACAUAAAAAGUGUGCAGAAGCUUUUGCGCGGAUGA